This is a messenger RNA of Perkinsus marinus ATCC 50983, 279 nucleotides long. Its product is annotated as thiosulfate sulfertansferase, putative. The record is from RefSeq and is a predicted model, not a curated record. The annotation marks the transcript as partial. Gene Ontology annotation, molecular function: thiosulfate-cyanide sulfurtransferase activity. Gene Ontology annotation, biological process: transsulfuration. Gene Ontology annotation, cellular component: mitochondrion. The transcript has 2 exons. Lineage: Eukaryota; Perkinsozoa; Perkinsida; Perkinsidae.
AUAUGUGGAUGCUAGUUGGUACUUGAAUAAUCCUAAUAGGAAUGCUGAUGAUGAUUAUAAGAUGAGAAGGAUUCCUGGAGCUAUACGAUUCGAUAUUGAUACUAUACGUGAUACAUCCAAUGAGCAUUUAUCAUCAUUACCACAUAUGUUACCAUCUCCAUCAACUAUUAAUAAAUGGUUACAUGAUAAUAAGGAUAGAUUAGUUGUAUAUACUCAUCCUGGUAGUUUUGCUGGACCAAGGGUAUGGUGGAUCUUUACUCUUUAUGGUUUAAAUACUGU